AUGGAGCAAAUAGUAGACUCCCCCAAAAUAACUUCUUCUAUACUCGUGAAUCCUGCAAGAAGGAUACCCCUAUACAGCUAUGUUGUGGAAGUCGGUGAAGUGUAUAAAUGCAUAGUGACAUCAAUUAGAGAGAAAUAUGGACAGGAAUGGGCGGAGGUUGAAUAUAAUGGUGGUACUUGUGGCCUACUUUACCCUUGGAAAUUGUCCUAUGAAAAGGUAACCAAGGUUUCACAUAUGCUAUCUGUUGGCAAGCAUAUCAUAUUGAAGUGCAUUAAAAAAGACUCUCAAGGUAUGGUCGAAUUUUCUCUCAAGGCAUUAGAAGAAGCUCCAGAGAUGCCCGUAAUCAGCAGUAUUCCGGAAGUCGGUGAACUGUAUGAAUGCAUAGUGAAAUCAAUUCGAGAGACAGUUGAUGUGGUUGAAUACAAUGGUGGUCGUUGUGGCCUACUUUCCGUUUGCGAAUUGUCCAAUGAAAAGGUUUCCAAGGUGUCAGAUGUGUUAUCUAUUGAUAAGCAUAUCACAUUGAAGUGCAUUAGAAAAAGACAUGGAGAUAUCUUCGAUUUUUCUCUCAAGGCGAUGGCAUAG
Messenger RNA from Arabis nemorensis, 582 nucleotides. Lineage: Eukaryota; Viridiplantae; Streptophyta; Magnoliopsida; Brassicales; Brassicaceae. The record is from the annotation of a GenBank genome assembly.